Messenger RNA from Dentiscutata heterogama, 591 nucleotides. NCBI's taxonomy places the organism in Eukaryota, Fungi, Glomeromycota, Glomeromycetes, Diversisporales, Gigasporaceae. The record is from the annotation of a GenBank genome assembly.
AUGAAAUGGGCAACGAAAGCCCAUAACUUAUCCUUGAAAGUUGAGUUAGAUUUCACAAAAUCGAAUACCUUGACUUCUACACUUUGGCACAAACAUAUAACUGAUGAUAUUAAAAGCAAGUGUGAUGCUAUUGCAACAAAAAUAAAUGGUAUGAAUAAUCCAUAUGAGAAAACAAAUAUUCUCACAUUUAAGGAAAAAAGACAAACGAUAACAACACAAGCCGUUGAUAAAAGAAAAAAAAGAGAAACAUCAAAACUAUUUCAAUUUAGAUCAAAAAGAAAACAUCGGCCUAUUGCUGCAUGCGACAGAUGCAGAAGACAAAAAAUUUCUUGCUCAAGCAAAAGAACUGAAGAUACCUGCACUGAAUGCGAACAUAAAAACAAGAUCUGUACCUACAAAGAUAAGCUAAACAAACAACAAGAAAUAGAAUUAUAUUGCAUCUCUACUCCCAAUUUCGCUAAUAUUCCUGCUAAAAUUGUUGAAGAAGCUUCUGGGGUUUCUGACUCCAUCUCUAAUUGCAGAGAUAAGGAAACAUCUGAUACUUUGUCUGCUUCUGCUUCAGCAGGGGGUUGGAAGAGUUGGUUUAAUUAA